GGGACCUCCAGCUAAAUUUACUGGUCUUUUUUCUUCGCAUCAUUUUUUCCUCAUCCUCAUCAUCGCCAAACAACCAUUCGCAUCCUUUCACCACGACCUUGAGACGUCUCGUUAUUUGACCCAGCAGAUGCUGGAAGAGCCCAGCAUGGUCAGACAUAUCUCAGAGCCCAUGAGCUGGUCACUGUGAGGCUGUGUUGUCAGGUGUUUUGCGUUCCAACAACCACAUGAUCUUGUCAACUCACAGUACUUGGAUGUGUGACGAGGACCUCGGGAGACUGGAGGAGGCUGAAAUGCUGCUCAUAUCUCUGGAGUUCUACUGACGAGUUGCAAAAUAUCCGCAGUCACGAUAGCCAUGGUACGUUCAGCAAAAUUUCUUAUUCAUUACUCUUUUCAAGCUCUUCCAUUAUGAUUAUAACUCUUUUGCCUUAAGAACGGCCAACUGAAUGCUCAUGUUGAACAAAAAUAAUGCAUGUCAAGCUCAACAGAAUGAAUAUGGAUAUCAAAGCCCCCUCUUUUACUCUUUACCUUUAUUAAGUGGUGACUAACGAAAGAAAUAGGAAUCUAUAGCUCAUACCUACUUUAUCCAAGUACCCUUCUGACAUGACACCCGCUCUCAGCUGGACGAAGAAAAGACACUUUUGUCUAGUGAUAAUUGUGUAGCUAUAUUGGAGUAUGAGAAGAGACUUGGAAUUAGCAGUAAUAUCACAAUAUGGUACCUAGGUCAUAUCAUAAUACCUACAAUACGUUCAUGAAUUUUGCCAACAAGAAAAUUACCAACUCCCCACCAAUGCCGUUGACAACCAACCAGAGCAGAACAUAUGUGUAUCUCUUAUCCUACUCCACAGCGGUGUAGCACAGACGUGUUCCUAUUCUAAUUUUGCUCUGCUGAGGCGAGUCAGGGAAAAAAUAGUCAAAAAGGUACCACGGAACUCCAGUCAGGAACCCCUCCAUUAUGUGGUUCAACUAGGCUUGGCUCAAUUUUUGUUGGAAGGCUAAAAGGCUGAAAAAUGCAAAAAGUACAGACAACAACUCUGUAAAUGUACAUUGGUACAUCGUAGGCAAUGCUAAAUAUAUACCUCCUGCGAUUCACUGCCAAAAGGCUCCUGAUUGCACAAUGUGACAAGUUGAGGCCCUGGACUUUGUCGACAAUUUUGCCCCAAUGACAAGUCUGACGUGUGACCUGGUGCCACUAAUUUUCCAGACCGCGUCGUCCAUCAACACCACAAAAGAUCGGUUACCUUUAUUUGCUGGCUGCCCACCUCCACCUGCACCAGCACCUGCACCUGCAGCCGCAAAACUAUUCGCAAUUUGCUUUGGUCCCUUCCUUUCUUUGCAGCGAUAGCCAUAGCGAUAGCAAUCUGAACAUCAAGCAUCUCUUCGUCCACCCCGCCAUCCAUCCAACGCCAAUCCGAUUUACAUGCCCCAUCUGGAGCUUUGAUCCUCGAAACCUCAGCCUCCCCACCGCCGCCAACACAGAAAUACGAAAACCUCACCCUCGAGGCUCUCAACGCUGCGGAAUUCGCAUCUCGAGCUUGCCAAAUCCCUUCCCUCGAUCUACCUGCUGCGCAACCUUGGUUGCGGCGGCCAUCAAUUGAAGCAAGAUGCCAUGCUUCAAGGGCAUUGCGGUCAGCGUCCACGCCGAGGGCGCUCCACUCCCAGAACAUCAGGUACAGAAGCAAUCGAGAGUCUCCCGCGUUACGACUUAUAUUCCCGUCCCGAAGCCCAAGAUUCCACAAGAUACAAAUAGCAAUAAGCCCGAGCCUUCCAAAUUCGCAAUCUCCAUCACCUUGCUCACGCCCGGUCUGCCAGUUCCGUACUCAGCGCCAAAAGCAACACCAUCAAACCCGUACCCCCAGCCUCACACCGUCGCUGGCUUGCCUGGUGGAAACCAGCGAAAUGGCGGUACGGUGCCCCCUUACGUUCCUAUUACCAAGUCUGAAAAUGAAACAAUUGCUGCCUACAUCUACUUUGAUGGUCGAGCAAAGGAGGAGGUCGCUACAUUGUUACGGCCAGGUGAAGAAACAUGGGUGAAUUCGCGAUGGGUUCAAGUGCCUGAUUCUGAAGGAGGGGGUCUUGCUGAGAGAGAAUUUCUGUUUCGGGAAGUCGGUUUGGAACGAUGGUUGAAUGGGCUUGACCUGGACGGACAGGACGCAGCGGCCAAGAUUGAGAAGCGUAGACAGAAGUUUGAGAAGCGCCGCCGUAGAAGGAAGGAUGAGAAGGGUAGCGAUGAUGAUCUGAUGUCUGCACGAAAACCUGCAGGAUCCGGAUCGAAUGUCUUAAGAUAUGGGAAUGACGAAAAGUCACCAGUUGAAAAGCUGUCUGACGAUGAGGACUCAUUUAGCUCUGAUUCUGAUGAUGACCUUCCAGAAGCUGCUGGUCAAAUAAAGGUUGCCAUGUUCCGUGUUCUGGCUUCUGGUGAGAUCAAGAGAGGAGAGUAUUCGCCACAAUUUGACGCACACGAUGAUGAUGAGGAGGGAUCCAAGAAUAAGGAGGGUGGUGAGGGGGCCGAUGUUGACCAUACCACAAGUUUUGCUAAACCAAAGACACUGGAUCCAAAAUCUAUCAGUACCCAAACUGUCACUGGAAUAGACGGCCCAGACAAGCCUUUUGCUGUUUUCACUUUCUUUUACAGAGGCGAACGUAAGUCACUUUGGCCCUUUAUGGUCACAAUUCCUUUCACUAACGAUGUUUGUAGGACAAUUGCAGAAGAUGGGAAUAUUAGCUUCAAAACAUCAAAAAGCAACCAGUGCUACCAAGCGACGAUCAACCCAACUCGACUUUGGAAACCUUACUCCUCUGAAGCCUGGUGGAACAGUCGGAUUUUCUACAUUUAGAGAUACAGAUGGGUCCAAUCGCAAGAGUAAAGCAAGGAAGAAGAGCAAUGGGAGUGUGGGUGCCGGCGCUAUGGAUGAAGACAGUGAUGAUGACGACGACGAUCCCGACAUCUUGAAGAUGGAAGACGUAGAAGAUAAAGACGUAAAGACGAAACUGAGCCCAGAUGAUGCCAAGUUUCAGGGAGAAUUAGCUGAUGGUGUGAGACAAAUCAAGGUGAGUUCUUUACACCAUUUAUCUGAAAACAUAGCUGACUCAAAUAUAGCUAAAACGCCAACACUCUUUUGAUCCAAACUCCCGUCCAUCACCUGGCUCCAUCGGUACUGAUACCCCUCCAGCAGAAGCGGAUUUCAAUCUUCUUCCAAGCAGUAUCUUUGGCGGGGCCGUACCUGAUGACAGUAACAUCGGUAGUCCACUCAAGAGGCACAGAGCCAGUCUAAAUGGUCCUGAGAUGGACACUAUGCAAAAACGCCUAGGAAUGGGAUUUGCAAGCAGUUUAGGGGAUGUGGUGGCUGCGGCAGAAGCUGCUCACAGUCCAUUGCCAGCGCCAGCGAUGAAUGAGGAUGAGGAGUUAUAGAAGAUGAUGUUACGGGAUUGAACGAAUGGAAUUACGAAUCUAUUGCCGGGUCUCUCGGCUUGCUCGCUUGUAAACCAAACAAAACCUUUGGUAUUUGGAAAGCAGUAAUUGA
Hymenoscyphus albidus is the source of this 3521-nucleotide messenger RNA. The record is from the annotation of a GenBank genome assembly. NCBI's taxonomy places the organism in Eukaryota, Fungi, Ascomycota, Leotiomycetes, Helotiales, Helotiaceae.